AUGGCCCAAGAUAAUCCCCACCGCAAGAAGCGUUUCACAUUUUUUAGCAAAACUCAUCCAGAAGCCCAUCAGUCCUCUGAUAUUCCACCGCCACCUAGUCAAUCCCACAGAGGAAGUUUCGCCUCACUUCGCAGCAAGGCCAAAGAUCUUUUCCCUCGACCUGCUAGACGCCCUAACUCCUCCCAGCUCGUUUCUCCCUCGGAAGAUGUAAGACAGGAUUCUGCGCAGCUCAUGGUAUCAGAAGAGGUAGUCGACGAGCUUCCGAACACAAGCUCUAACCAUCCUAGUACAUCACUCGAAGACCCCCCGUACGAUGACAGUCAUAGCGAUCCUACCUCAGAUCAACAUGCUCGACAACAGUCCGACAAGCUUCCCUCAACAGACCAGUCGACACACAAAGGUCAGAUGGCCCAUGGUGCCGAAUCAAAUGACUCUGCAACCACUGACAAACCCGAUUUGAACAAGGCAAAUGAAGCCCGCAAGAUGCGAAAGAGGCCGUUUCUGAGGUAUGGAAUUUCAUCAGGCAGCGACGACGUCAAUUACCUUGCAGUGCAGAUUCAUCCAUACGCCAAGGCAGCAUGGGGUGUCCUGUCGGUUGUGUCCAAGACAAUAACGUCGCAAGCUACUCGCGACGACUCGAUCAGCCAACUCCUCUCAAAGAUGGAUGAGGUGUACACGUUUCUUCACAGAGAAUGA
Messenger RNA from Suillus bovinus, 696 nucleotides. RefSeq lists its product as uncharacterized. The transcript is spliced from 7 exons. The coding region runs from base 1 to 696 and encodes 231 amino acids. NCBI's taxonomy places the organism in Eukaryota, Fungi, Basidiomycota, Agaricomycetes, Boletales, Suillaceae. The record is from RefSeq and is a predicted model, not a curated record.